Halichondria panicea is the source of this 1780-nucleotide messenger RNA. Its product is annotated as adenine deaminase-like. Gene Ontology annotation, molecular function: adenine deaminase activity. Bases 13 to 1650 code for a protein of 545 amino acids. The transcript has 2 exons. Lineage: Eukaryota; Metazoa; Porifera; Demospongiae; Suberitida; Halichondriidae. The record is from RefSeq and is a predicted model, not a curated record. Gene Ontology annotation, biological process: hypoxanthine salvage; adenine catabolic process. Gene Ontology annotation, cellular component: cytosol.
ACUGUUUUGCGCAUGUGCAAUCAGCACACCCACGUGGCAGAAAUGGAGGAAAAGAGACUGGUAAAGCUUGUGGAGGCUCUCCCUAAAGCUGAGCUCCAUUUGCACAUUGAGGGCACUCUAGAGCCAGAGCUUAUGUUUCAGUUGGCCGAGAGGAAUGGAGUUAGUCUCGAAGGAACAGUGGAGUCACAUAAGGAAAGGAGGAAGAACUUCAAGAAUCUCCAAGACUUUCUGGACCUCUACUAUCAAGCAUGCAGUGUGCUGGUGAAGGAGGAAGACUUUUAUGACCUCAUGAUGGCCUACCUUCGUCAAGCAUCCGUCGAUAACGUCUACGUUGCUGAGAUAUUCUUUGACCCCCAGACCCACACUGAGAGAGGAAUUUCGUUUGCUCAUAUCAUCAAUGGUCUCCAUAGAGCUCUUGUUGACGGUCACCAUCGCUAUGGUAUCCGAGGUAGUCUCAUAAUGUGUUUCCUGCGACAUCUAACAGAGGAGUCAGCAUUCACCACUCUGACACAAGCCGAGUCUCAUCUAGACAAAAUACUGGGGGUGGGGCUAGACUCCGGAGAGGAGGGAAAUCCUCCUAGCAAAUUCCAACGUGUGUAUGAGAAAGCCAAGAGUCUCGGAUUGAAGCUGGUCGCUCACGCUGGGGAGGAGGUGGGUCCUUCCUUUAUCACCGAGGCAUUGGAUAUAUUGGGUGUGGCCAGGAUCGACCACGGUGUGCAGUGCAUUAAUAAUGAGGAACUCAUGAAACGACUUGUGAACGAGGGAAUUCCCCUAACAACAUGUCCUCUAUCCAACGAUAAGCUUCAAGUCAACUCCCGAUUCUUCAAUGGUCGAAAUGUUACCAAGGAGCUGCUUGACAAGGGGUUAAAGGUCACCAUCAACUCUGAUGAUCCUGCCUAUUUUGGUGGUUACAUAACUGACAACUUUUUACUAACUGUUCGCGAGUGUGGUCUAACUGAGAAAGAUGUCUACACAAUCUGUCGUAACUCAUUCAAUGCAACUUUUCUAUCGCCAGUGGACAAGCAACAUUAUCUGCGAGAAGUUGAUCGUGUCUGUGUUGCCAUGGGUUACAAGGUUCCAUCCCGUUCCGUGACAUUCUUUGGGUCCCGUGCCCCACGUUCUGGAAGUGUGGAAUACGAAACGUGUGUCGAAUUUUCCAAGGCAUUUUCAUCUCGAGGCUAUGCUGUUGUAUCUGGUGGUUAUAGUGGGCUAAUGGAGGCCUCGUCCAAAGGAGCCAGUGAAGGAGGCGCAGCCAGCGUUGGAGUAUUAGCCCCCCGGGUGUUUGCCGGACGACAUCACGCUGGAAAUCAGUACCUCAGUGCCGACCGAAUAGCAAGAAGUCUAACGGAACGAAUUGACCGAAUGCUGUGGGAGAGUGAGUACUUUGUUGUGUUUGGAGGUACGAUUGGAACAAUGACAGAACUAUUUGUUGCCUGGAAUGCCGCUUGCGUGCGUGCCGGCUUUGGAGGAGUUCCUCUGAAGAUCUACCUUCUUCGUGAGGCCUGGGAGAAGUGUCUGGGAGAGUUCAAUACCUCACGAGCUGUGUAUCCUCGGGACGUGGCCCUGCUGACGUUUGUAGAUAGUGCUGAUGAGGCAGUGAGAUUGGUGGAGGAGGACAUGGCUGCAAGGACUGCAAGAGCCACUUUGUAGAACUAGUGUUAUAUGGACUAUUAUGUGUGUGAACUCAGUGAUGGUGAAUUACAUGCUUAUUACCUAUUAAAUUUUUGCUACUGUUUAGCAAUUAUUCCAUGCAUUAAUUAUUAUUAAAUUUUUGCUACUG